AUGCAGAGGAUGUCUGAAGAAGUUUUUAAGAAGUUCUUGGUAUUCCUGGCGAGUAACCUUGAUGAGAACAAAGAGCUGCUAAUGUUGGUACAAAAGCGUUCAGAUUCAGACUUCUUCAAAAAGGUCAAACGAAACAGUAACAAAAAAUAUUUGAAUGAUCUUUCUUCUGUCAAGUCUGAUAGUCCAAAUGAUGUUGAUGCUAGUAACUCGUCAUUCUCAUCUACAGUUAAGAAAACAGAGGAAAAUUCGAAGAUGGGGAUGGGCAAGUCUAGUGACAAACCCUGGCCAAUUUCGGAUGAGGAAUCGUUAUCACUGGACUCUGUUAGGUCGGAGACAAAAUCUUCGGACAACUCUGAUUUACCUUUGUAUUUGAACUCCAAAUUCUCCCAGGAACCAGAGUCUGUUUCCAUUGAUUCAGUAUCAUCAGAGUCUAAAUGUUCACGAUUGACUUCUUCUCCAAGCACCAGUAAAUUAAGCCUUAAUCUGAAAACUAAUACCCCCUUGCCUAAGUCUUUGUCUGAAAAUGCAAAAUCUGCUACUGAACUCUCUCAGGACCAUGUGUCUGAGGCUGUACCAGAGACACAUGUUGUAAUUGAUGAUGAGGUUUCUUGUUCUGACCAUUCAUUGCCUUCUGAAACUCAGGUACCAUCCAUUACUGAAACAAAAAAUACAGUCACUCUGGAGAAGGCUGAAAGCAUUGAAAAUAUGGAAGGCCAGAAGAGAAAAAAAGGCUCUGAACGACAAAUUAAACGCCUGGAAAAACUCCUUGGAGAUAUCCGUGAUGAGAUAGAAAAUGCUACUAAGAAAGAACUCAGCAUGGAAGACAUGGAACAAGAUGAUUCAAGUUAUGUGUAUGAAGAUCGAUUACAGAAAAAAUUUGUUAAAGUUUGGGAAAAACUCUGUGAGUUAAAAAGUCAGGACACAAGUACAGGAAGACCUAUUGAAAAAAAAUUUCGUUUUAAUGGUACUCGGUAUACAGAAGUCAAUAAAAGAAUUGAGAAGUUUAUUAAUAAAAAAAAAAUAUUUCCAGAUUAUAAUGAUGUAAAAAAGAUUGUUACCCAAGUAAACAGUCAUUAUAAUUUAUAUUUAGGAAGAUCAGCUAUUGAUGAUUUGGCAAGAGAAGCUUUUACGGACGUUGGUAAUCAGCUUCAAGACAGACGACAUAAAAAUUUUAUUUUUACUUUUGGCAACAGUCAAACUGAAGUAUGCAGUAUUGCAGAAGAUCCUGCUUUAUAUGACACUGAACUUAGAAAAAAACUUGAAGAAAACAGAAAAUUGGCAAAGACUCGACUUGAUGAGGUGAUAUCAAAAUAUGCUAAAAAGCAAUACGAGACAAAUGCUCAACCAGAAGAAGUUGAUGAUGAUGCACUUGAUUCUUCAUCUGAAGAGGAAGAAGAUGAAACACAAGACAUUCCAGAGUUAGAUGAAGUAAUGGCAUUAAGUGAUGGCGAUGACGAUGAAGUCUCUGAGAUUCCAGGAAAGACCUCAGCAAAUUUAGGAAUGCCUUUGACUAAGAACUUAAAAAUCAAAAUUGAAAAGUUGACAGUACCACCUGCUAUACUCAUUGAAAAGAAGUCUGUCCCAUCAUCUACUUCUUCCUGUCAUUCAACAACAGCAAGUCCACAGGAUGUCAAACAAAAUGACACCCUUACAACAGCAGCAAUACCAAAUACGGGUCUGAAACAACUUUCACCACAUAAAUCGGCCAACUUGAACACGGCAAAAAAAUCUACGACAUCUCUUUCUGGGCUAGUUUUCUCUCUUGAUUACUACCAAGAUCCAGUUCAAGUUUAUCCUGUUUUUCCAUGUAGCUCUGAUAAAUUGCAUCAUUCUUGUUGGGGUGGGGGUCAGUUGGAGAUGGGAUUGCUAUCCUUCCUCCCCCUCCCUUUCACUUUUUGUUUUGACCCUUCUUUCCUACUUGAAAUGUAG
This is a messenger RNA of Acanthosepion pharaonis, 1929 nucleotides long. NCBI's taxonomy places the organism in Eukaryota, Metazoa, Mollusca, Cephalopoda, Sepiida, Sepiidae. The record is from the annotation of a GenBank genome assembly.